AUGCCGAAUGCUGUGGUGGAAAGGAUUGACGAGCGUCUGAACUUGAUCCCAAAAGAAUCCAAGAAAAUUCAGAAGAAAAAGUCCAUGAAUAUGGAGGGAGUGUUCUUGCAUGUUUUGGGCGAUGCUUUAGGAAACAUUGGUGUCAUCAUUACCGCUCUUUUCAUUUGGAAGACAGAUUAUUCAUGGAGAUUCUAUAGUGAUCCACUAGUCUCUUUGUUGAUCACAGUUAUAAUCUUCUCUUCUGCUUUGCCAUUGUGUCGCAAGGCAUGCAAAAUCUUGUUGCAAGCAACCCCUCCUGACUUGAACACUAAUGCCAUUAUGAAGGAAAUUACUCUUUUACCAUCUAUUAAAUCCAUUCAUGACUUUCAUGUGUGGAACUUGAACGAGGAGUUUCUGAUUGCAUCAAUCCAUAUUGAAUUGAAUGAUACCGAGAAUCACACAGCUAAUUCAGGUGACGAACAUAUCAACAAGAUUUCAUUUGUUGAGACUGUUGCGCAAGUGAGACAAAUUCUCUACAAGUAUCACAUCAACAGUGUCACUAUUCAGCCUGAGUUCUCCUCCAUCACUGAGGGUACUCUUUGCGGUGCUCCUACUGUCUCCCAAUGCUAA
Molecule: messenger RNA, 609 nt
Organism: Clavispora lusitaniae ATCC 42720
Lineage: Eukaryota; Fungi; Ascomycota; Pichiomycetes; Serinales; Metschnikowiaceae
Product: Zn(2+) transporter
Biological process (GO): zinc ion transmembrane transport; intracellular zinc ion homeostasis
Cellular component (GO): fungal-type vacuole membrane
Molecular function (GO): zinc ion transmembrane transporter activity
Source: RefSeq, a predicted model, not a curated record